AUGAAUUCUAGAGAGGAAGAUCAUUUAAAUUAAGUUGAUUUAGAUCAAGCAUAUGAUAUACCAAAUCAAUAAGGAAAUUUAACAUAAAAAAUAAAUGAAAUUCAAGAUAUUGCUGCUGAAAAAUAUGAUGACAUUAAUCAUAUUAUCAAUUAUGAAAUGAGAGUAAUGUAAGAAAAACUAGGAUUUAGAGGAGAAAGACCUUAAAUUUAUUAAUAAACAGCUCUAUUUGUAGCUGUAAUUUAGUUAAUAAUAGCAACAUUUUUAUCAAUGUUAAUUUCAUAAACAACGUUUUUAGGUCAAGCUUGGACAUUUAUACCUUGGAUCUAAUAUCUAUUCAUUUUAAUCUAUUUAUUUACAAUUUUUAGUAUUCAAUGUUUCUCUGAAAAGAUAUAAGAGGUAAUACAUUCAAAUUCAAAUGAUAGACAAGAUAUAAUUUUGGAAUAUGUUGUAUUCAUGCAGUCUCAAAAAUUGUUUUAAUUGUUUUUAUAUCAAUAUGGUUGUUUGAUAUUAGAGUGGAAAUAUUUUUAGUAGCAUUAGUUGCAAUUUAAGGUUAUAUCACUCUUAAAAUAUAUAUUCCUACUCAAAAGAAUGAAGAGUUUGAUUUAAAAGUGAAGAAUUUAUGGAAAAAGAUGACUAUUUUUUAGCUUUGUGUUUCAAUAUUCUUAGUAUCAAUUCCUCUUAUUCAAGAUGUAUUUUACAAGAUCAACAUAUAUAGUUGGACUAUUAGUCUUUGUUUCAACUCUUUUGAUAGGAAUUUAUACUAUAUUGUGUUUAUAAAGAUUUAAAGAAUACUCAUAUUUUUCAUUUAAUUCCAAUGAUCUAUAUUUAGGGGCUUUAUAAUUAGAAGCAGAUAUGUUUUUACCUUGUUUAUUGAUUGCAUUUUAAUAACGAAAUAUAACUUAAAGUCCUUCUCAAAAUUCAACAAUUAAUAAAAGUGAAAAAGAGAAAGACAAUAAGAGAUAAGAUUCAGAAUAAAGAAUAGCAGUACAAUCUAUAAAGAGUAUUGCUGAUUGA
Molecule: messenger RNA, 1014 nt
Organism: Paramecium primaurelia
Lineage: Eukaryota; Ciliophora; Oligohymenophorea; Peniculida; Parameciidae
Source: the annotation of a GenBank genome assembly